AUGUCCCGGCUGGGGGUGGAAGGAGGGCCCCGGGCCCCGGUGCAUCGUACUAAAGGGCAACUGCAGAUAACGCAGUCAGGAGCCAGACAGUCAACGUCCCGAUGCACUCCCGCAAACCGACGGCCCCCCCUCCGCACCCCCCUCCCGGCCGGCACCCCCGCACCUCACCCCCCCGCUCCAUAUCCAUUGGGAACCCGUAUCCGACCGCCGUGA
This is a messenger RNA of Danaus chrysippus (African queen), 213 nucleotides long. The record is from the annotation of a GenBank genome assembly. NCBI's taxonomy places the organism in Eukaryota, Metazoa, Arthropoda, Insecta, Lepidoptera, Nymphalidae.